GUUGGAAAGGUCCGUUGCAAAGCGCUUCAUCAGGCGCACAGGCCACCAAAGGGUGCAGAUUCUGCAGCAGCUAGCUAGCUAGAAGCAUGAGCCUAGCUGCUACAGCUGCCAUGGGCCCUCAACAAAAGUGAGCUGGCCAUAGAACAGUGGCAAGCUCUUAAAAACCCUCAACCUGUAGGGAAGUGUGUCUAGAUUCUGAGUUAUUGGCAUAAGCUUAACGGGCUACACUUAGACCUAGCUGGAUAACCCAUACCACCCACCAGCUUCACCCCUGCACAUCUGGUUGCACUCGAAGUCCGAGUUUGGACUGUGGCAGCUCGUCCCAUUUCUGGUUGAAUUCACUACGUGUUCACUACUGCCGUAGAUCCAUAGAAUUUCCGCCAUCAACAGGGACUCAACUUCAGGGGCUGUGCUGCCGCCCAGCUCACGUUGGAAAGCUUUGCGCUUUACACGGACAUUCGGCCAUUAGGGUUUGCAUUGCUGCAGAUUAUCUUAUCAGGCACAACACUCAAGGCAACCCCUGAGCUAACCUUCAAGCAUGACGUGAAUAUCGAGCGUUUGAUCCAACCUUUAGAGUUGCGCGUCGACAUCAGCUUUGCUGACAACCGCUGUGCCCGAUUACGGCAAUUGUCCGAGCUCGUUAAAGCGCUGAGCAGCAGCUUUCUUCAUUUGGCUGCUUUGACGAAUGCAACCGGUGAUUGCAUUUGUGAUAGCGGGUGCAAGACAGCCAACACUAGGUCACCAUGCAGCGGCGGAGCUCGUUGCCCUACACGCAGCCGCACCCGCGGAUUACAAGCUCCGCACCCUCCAUAUCAGGCUUCUCAAGUCAAAGUGCGCCCAUGACUGGUCUUGCCCAUGUGUCGGGGACUCUCUCGCGAGGGGGCCGGCGAGCCAAGAAGGAGAUUACCGAAGAUGAAAAACAGGAAAUUCGGGAGGCGUUUGACCUAUUCGACAGCAACAAGGCUGGCAAGAUUGAGUAUCGGGAAGUCAAGGUAGCCAUGAGAGCUCUUGGCUUUGCAGUGAGCAAGGCCGAGGUCAAGGGGCUUAUGGCCGAAUAUGGCAAAGAUGAGGGCGGCGGACUGGAGCUACAAGAGUUCAUGGAAAUAAUGUCACAAAAGAUAAGUGAACGAGAUCCGAUGGAAGAGUUGGCGAAAGCCUUCAGGCUCUUCGACGACGAUUCAACGGGCAGGAUCUCGCUCAAGAACCUUCGUAAGGUCGCCAAAGACUUUGGGGAAGACAUCUCGGACGAAGACCUAUCCGCUAUGAUUGACGAGUUUGACCGGGACGGUGACGGCGAAAUCAGCGAGAUGGAGUUCUAUGACAUCAUGAAGCACAACGAAGGAUGAGCAGCGUAGUUUCGGAGAUAUACGGGACUGUCCUCGUCAAAAACGAGCUCGAUACUGAGAACAGAAGCAUCCAGUCAGAGCUCGAAGCGACGUAGUGGUCAACAAUAGGUCGUUCAUUGUAUUGGCACUUUGGUCAAGCGUGACUUCACAGUGUUGCAGGCGUCAAAGGUGCUCCGUCUAAAUUACCAGGUCAGAAACUGUCAAAGGGUUUGAAGGGUGCACGGUGCAGGUUCUAGCUAGCUUGCUGUCAACGAAAGUUAUGUUUGUUGCCGGGCCCUAUCCGAAGAUUUCGAAUCAGGCAUCUCAUAUAAGCUUGGCGCGACGUAAUU
Klebsormidium nitens is the source of this 1675-nucleotide messenger RNA. NCBI's taxonomy places the organism in Eukaryota, Viridiplantae, Streptophyta, Klebsormidiophyceae, Klebsormidiales, Klebsormidiaceae. The record is from the annotation of a GenBank genome assembly.